AUGGGAUCAUGUUAUAGUAGAAAAAAUAAAGUAUCAACAAUAUCAUUAGAUGAAGAGGAAAAAAAAAAAGAAAAAAAGAAGAAAAAAAAAAUAUAUAUUUUAAAUGGAGCAUCUGGGUCAGGAAAAGAUACACAAUGUAGAUUAUUAGAAAAAAAAUACAAUUAUAAAAUAAUUUGUAUAAGUAAAUUAUUAAAAGAAUAUAAAGAAGAAUAUAAUAAAGAAAAUGUAUUAAAUGAAGAAGAAAAUUAUUUUGAUGAAAUAGAAAAAUGUAUGAUAGAUGGAUCUUUAGUUAAUGAUCAAAUUGUUAUAGAGAUAUUUCAUAAACAAUUGAACAAAUAUAUAAAUGAUGAUAAAUAUAAUGGUAUUAUAAUAAAUGGUUUUCCUAGAAAUUAUGAACAAGCUUUAUUAAUUAUACAAAACAAUAUAAGUAUAACGAAAUUUAUAAAUAUACAAGUAGGAAAAGAUACUCUAUGGACAAGAAUAAAUAAUAGAAUUAUCGAUCCAAUUACAAAUAUAAGUUAUAAUGAAAAUAUAAUACAAAUAAUUAAAAAAAAAAGAGAAGGACAAGAACUAUCAGACAAAGAACAAAAACAAUUGAUCAUAGACAAUCAUUUAUAUAAUAAUUUAAGUAAUGAUAUUUUAGAAAGAUUAACAAAAAGAAAAGAUGACGAAGAACAGGUUUUCAAUAAAAGGUUUCAAUUAUAUAUAGAAAGCGAACAAAAAAUUAAUUCUCUAUUUAAAAAUAUUUGUAAAAAUGUUGAUGGAGAAAAAUCGAUAAAUGAUAUAUUUGAUCAAAUAUGCUCCAUUAUAGAUGAUAACCCCAAUUAA
Messenger RNA from Plasmodium falciparum 3D7, 828 nucleotides. It is a transcript of the gene AK2, whose product is annotated as nucleoside monophosphate kinase. The record is from RefSeq and is a predicted model, not a curated record. Lineage: Eukaryota; Apicomplexa; Aconoidasida; Haemosporida; Plasmodiidae.